This is a messenger RNA of Umbelopsis ramanniana AG, 1213 nucleotides long. RefSeq lists its product as uncharacterized. Lineage: Eukaryota; Fungi; Mucoromycota; Umbelopsidomycetes; Umbelopsidales; Umbelopsidaceae. The transcript has a single exon. The coding region runs from base 1 to 1086 and encodes 361 amino acids. The record is from RefSeq and is a predicted model, not a curated record.
AUGUCCGAAAAGAAUCAACCUUUGGGCAGCCAUGUCUCUGACCAUGGCUAUGAAAACAUACCCCCACCACCCGCAUACACCGCAUUGUCCAGCUCACCUACCGCUCCUGCCAUGAAAUCGGACGCAUACCCUAACAAUGCUGCUCCUCCCUAUGAAGCGUCCAGGGGAUAUGGACGACCGCCGCCUAACGAUUACGCUCCUCCGCAACAAUACAACGUCCCUGUUGGCCAAUACACUCCUCCUCCACAACAAUACAAUGCCCCUCCUGGUCAAUACAGUCCUCCUACACAGCAAUAUGGUGGACCUUAUGAAACAUCGAGCGGUGGGUUCCAGGGUGGUAUGUUUGGUACAUCGAAGCUGAAGCGUAAACCACUUGAUCCCCCACCUCCUUGUCUCUCGCGACCGCCACAGUUUUUUCAACGCCCUUUACCCUUUGCUGCCUUUAGAAUACCUUGCAGCGGUAGUCAUCUUGAUUCCGGAUUCCCUCUUAUGUAUCCAGGACAUGUUCUACAUGGGCACGACAUACAAGAGCUGGAAUGGAUACGAUUUUUGGAGGACUUGGGUAUUUCAGGUCGGUUAGAAUCUGGAGAAAAGGUGAAGUCGCAUAUUCUGCCUAUGGCGUUUGGUGUUGGCGCUGCUGGAAUUCUCAUCAGUCGGGCCAUGCAACGCCGGAUGAAGAACGGCAAAGCAAAUCAAGUUGGAAGUCUAGUUGAUAUCUGGAAUGGCUAUUAUUUCCACCUUCGUGGAGUGAACGUUACGCUCAUGCAUGGGGACAAGGCUCUAAGUGGUCUUCAAGCAUCGGAACUCACCAAGGACAGUUCUUCAUCCUGCUCAUCGGAUUCCUCGUCUGACGAAGAAUCACUUCGACACAGCCCAUCACAGUAUCAACAACAGCACACCGAUCGUAGGCAAGAGCGUAAAAUACAGCGAGAAGAGAAGCGCGAGCGACGUGAUCAGAGAAGAGAAGAGAAACGGGAGCGACGUGACCUGAAACGAGAAGAGAGACGAGCCCGAAAGCAAGAACGAAAAGAGGGAAAGAGAAAAGACAUACCAUAUUACCUUAUCGUUGAAUCAAGACCAAUGUAAUAUCUUGUAUGGCUACAGCUCACAUUUGAAAGGAUAUAUCUCUUUGGGAAUUUUCGUCUAUAAGUAGCUUAUCAUAUUCACAGACAUACAAAUGUUGUAUAAUAUAUAUUUUUAUUUCUUAACAGUC